Sclerotinia borealis F-4128 is the source of this 726-nucleotide messenger RNA. The record is from the annotation of a GenBank genome assembly. Lineage: Eukaryota; Fungi; Ascomycota; Leotiomycetes; Helotiales; Sclerotiniaceae.
AUGGCCAAUAAGACGAUACAUCAUUACGGAAGUACAGUUUCACCCAUGUUAAGAGCUCGAAAAGCGGAUGCCGCCUCUCCAAAUGGAUUCAAUCGAUCUCUUCAAGGUUUCCCUAAGGUCGAAUGGCAGUCAAAGAGAAACAUACCGAGACGCCAAGGAUGCCAAAACAUUUGGAGUGGCUCUGCACCAUUAUCCCUACCACGAGUAUCACAAGAACAAAGUGUCAAUCUGAUAUUGGCCGAGAGUCUUGAGUGUACUAUGGUCGGAGAAAGGCAGGGUGGAACAAUGUCAUUGAAUCCCAGAAUGGGAAGAGAGGCACAAAGCUACUACUAUUUCUAUUCCGAUAAACCAUGGCGGUCUCCAUCUCCUUCAUCACGCUCGUUGCAAAUGUUUGGAUCUCUUGAUGAUGACGAUAUCAGGCCACUAGAAAAUUUCCUUCCAUCACGUCCUACCAUACAGCUUGUCCCUGGUGAGGGGAUUCCGAGAAUUUUAGAGGCGACAGAUAUACGCAACACCCCAUGUUUGUAUCCUACUGCCACCAAUAACAGUACACCAAUGAAGGGAGUAACCAACGCAAAAUAUCAUAACCCCCAUCCGCAGAGGCAGUUUUUGAUCCCCCCGGGAUCGAAAUUCUCCACGACAUCUUUGAGCUCCACGCAGUGUACACGAAGACCUGCCUGGUCUCGGUCACGUUUAGCAAAGUCCAGUCACAGUUCCAUCUUCUAG